UAGUCACCAAGACUCACAAACAACUCUUGAGGCUUCGUAAAAUAUCGUUGAGUCGUUUAUUCGUUUCCUCGUAGGAAUUGACGGUUCCGUCAUGGAAGGUCUAGCACUAGGAGACGACCCACUUAGCGACUUCGAUUGUGACGCCUUUCUCGAACAAUUACCAGAUCCUCACGUUGACGAUAUCUUCCAUGAGAAGGAGGUUCCUUCUGCCGUAGCAGGUGGCGGUGUUUUAUCAGAGAUCGAGAACUUGUUGAUGGCCGAUGAUGAAGACGACUGCGCUGUCAUUCCCGCUACUCCGUCGUUGGAAUCUGACUACGACAAGCUUCUUGCUGAAAUACUCGUCGAGCCGCACGGUGACUCCGACGACGGUUCCACUCCUUCUAUCGAAGAUCCCCACAAGGACAGGGUUGAUGCAGCGGGCCCCAAGGAGGUUGGCAUUGAACCCGUUUCGAAGAAGCUAUUAAGGAAAAUGAGGAACAGAGAUGCUGCUGCGAGAUCAAGAGAGAGGAAGACGAAGUAUGUAAAGGACCUUGAGAUGAAAAGUAGGUAUUAUGAAGGGGAAUGCCGUAGACUGGGGCAUUUGCUCCAGUGCUGCUAUGCUGAGAACCAUGCUUUGCGUCUUUGCUUACAGGCACGAGGUGCAUUGAAUGCUUCCAUGACCAAGCAGGAGUCUGCUGUGCUCUUGUUGGAAUCCCUGCUGUUGGGUUCCCUGCUGUUGUUCAUGGGUGUCAUGUGCCAAUUCAGUCUACGACUGACAGCCUGGUUAACGGUACUACUUCCAAGAGAAAACAAGGAGCAGAGAAACGCAAGAAGGGUAGCUCGAAAAGGACCCGAAAGUGAUAUAUCUGAGUGUUUCUGGGUGCAAUCCUCUACAAAGAGUAGAAGUUGUCGGGCUUCAAGGAGAAAGAUGAAAUUCUUUAUUUCUUCUCUGUCGUUAUUUUAUUCUAGUAUAUAUUAGAAGGGGAGGACGAAAAGAGAAGAAAAGAGAGAGAGAGAGAGAGAAGGGGGGG
Messenger RNA from Arachis stenosperma, 1010 nucleotides. RefSeq names its product bZIP transcription factor 60. Gene Ontology annotation, molecular function: DNA-binding transcription factor activity. The transcript has 3 exons. Gene Ontology annotation, biological process: regulation of DNA-templated transcription. NCBI's taxonomy places the organism in Eukaryota, Viridiplantae, Streptophyta, Magnoliopsida, Fabales, Fabaceae. The coding region runs from base 92 to 958 and encodes 288 amino acids. The record is from RefSeq and is a predicted model, not a curated record.